AUGACACCGGGGGGAGGCGGCUCGCUGCAGAGGCCCUGGGCCGGCCAAACGGUUGCCGCCACCGGCGCACGGGGGCUGCCGGCGCCGCCAGUCGCCGGGGUCGCAGCGCGAGGCUGGCCGCGAGCUUCAGCCGCCUGGCAGCCCCGCAACCCGCGACGCACUCCGCCGCAGAGUGCGGCCGGCACAGGGCCAGAGGCUGCGCCACGUAAUGGCCACGUGGCUGUGGGCGACGCUGGCGGUGGCAGCUGCGGCGGCGUCUACGUCAUCGUCCACACUGCUGGGGGAACACGUGUGUCAAAGGAAGGAGACCCAUGUCAUCGGCCCGCUGCCGACAGUACACCAGAGCUCCCUGCCCGCAGGUACAACGUGACGAUGAAGGUGCGCUCCAAGGAGCCGGUCACCCUGAGGACGUACCAGUGGUGCAUGAAGGUGCCGCCGCGCUGCUCCAAGUACCACACCGAGCUGAGGGAGGUCGACAGGACGCAGGUGGUGUCUCGCGACCGGCUGGUGGAGGAGUGCUGCGCGGGCUUCCAGAAGGACCAGGACCGCUGCGUUCCAGUGGCCGACGACCCCAGCCAGGCAGCACGUGAGUACACGCCAGUUCCGGAGUGGAUCACAACCACCGACACGGAAACAAGCCCGCCCCCUUUCUCCGCCGCCGCCGAGGUGUCGGCCCAGCAGAAGGGCGCCCCUCCCGCGGCCGCCUUCCCCAAGAAGGACACCAGGCUCGCCAAGAAGGGCGCGCCCGACAAGACCGCGUUUUUCUUACCUCUCCUCACCUCACCCUCGCGCCUCGUGCAGGGUCUGGACAAGGAGAAGCCGCUGCCACUGGACGCCCUCGCCGGCGAGAGCCGUCCAGCCACGGAGUCCCCAGAGACGCAGACGUCGCCGCCGCCGUCGCCGCCCCCGCUGCCCCCGGAGCUGGACCUGCCGCCUCUGCUGGACAUGCCGCCGGUCCCCGCCAUGUCCGACCACAACCAGUCGCUGACCGCGGGCUCCGAGCCUCCGGGUCCGGGUCGUAGCGGGAGGCGACGGAUACCCCCGGAGAACGGCCACCCACUGCUGCACUCGGACCUGCCGGCCAUCCACUGGACGGAGAGGGCAGAGCCGGGGGCCGCGGCUCACGACGAGGGAGACGACGAGGGGGCGGACCACGAGGUGCUGACGUCGACGCCGCACGCGGAGCUGCCGCCCGAGAGCAUCAGCAAGGACGCCAUCAGCAAGGGCGCGCCCAGGAAGAAGGCGAGCGACGUGAAGGAGGUGCCCGCCUACGCUCGCAAGACGGCGACUCCACCGCCGGCUGCGGGGGCGGAGUGGGCGGCCGCCGGGGGGCCCGAGGAGGGCAGCUGGGAGCCGUGGGGGCGGCAGGCCGUCCCCAAGGAGCUGCAGGGGGGCGGAGAGCCCGUCGCCAUAGAGCAUCACGUGCUCAACGGCCGCAGGAAGGCAGCGCACGCCAAGCGCGGCCGGGGGGAGGACCUGAAGAGCCUGCCCCCAGGGAAGGACCCCGGCGUGGGUCUGCUGGUGAUGGCCGACCCGCCGCCGCUGCCCGUGGAGGCGCCACCGGCGCAGCCCGCGCCCGACCCCGAGACCACCAUGCCCACAUGGCUGCCCGUCGCAAUCGGAGGCUCAAGUAAAGAAGGAAUAAAAGUCAGUGGAUAA
Messenger RNA from Schistocerca piceifrons (Central American locust), 1659 nucleotides. RefSeq names its product nascent polypeptide-associated complex subunit alpha, muscle-specific form-like. Gene Ontology annotation, molecular function: protein binding. The transcript is spliced from 10 exons. NCBI's taxonomy places the organism in Eukaryota, Metazoa, Arthropoda, Insecta, Orthoptera, Acrididae. Bases 1 to 1659 code for a protein of 552 amino acids. The record is from RefSeq and is a predicted model, not a curated record.